CGGGGCCUCGGCCCCUGGUCCCGCGCGCCAGGGGGAGUGGCGCUCCGUUGGGCGCCUUCUGUGGUUUGCGAUUCCACCCCUAGACUCCCACCAGCACGGUCACUUCCUUCUUUCUGCCCAGUCUAGUCACUCAUUCCCCCACUGAGCUGGCUUUCCUUACGGUCUCUGGCCCUGUUCUUGCCCCAGCAUGACUUUUUUCAGGGCGCCGUUGUAGGAGCCUCCCGCAGGAGCUCUGUUCCCAUGAAGAUCCCACUGGUGACUCUCCAACCCCGCCACCAUGAACGGGGUCUUGAUCCCUCAAACGCCCAUCGCUGUGGACUUUUGGAGCCUGCGCCGGGCUGGCUCCGCCCGGCUCUUCUUCUUGUCCCACAUGCACUCGGACCACACCGUGGGUCUCUCUAGCACCUGGACCCGGCCCCUCUACUGCUCCCCAGUCACCGCUUACCUCUUGCACCGUCACCGACAGGUAUCUAAGCAGUGGAUCCGAGCCCUGGAGGUUGGUGAGAGCCAUGUCCUGCCUCUAGAUGAAGUUGGGCGAGAGACCAUGACUGUAACCCUCAUCGAUGCCAAUCACUGCCCUGGCUCUGUCAUGUUUCUCUUUGAAGGAUACUUUGGAACCAUCCUCUACACAGGUGAUUUUCGGUAUACACCGUCCAUGCUGAAGGAGCCAGCCCUGAGACUGGGGAAACAGAUUCAUACCUUAUACCUAGACAACACCAAUUGCAACCCAGCCCUGGUUCUUCCUUCCAAAGAAGAAGCUGCCCGCCAGAUUGUUGAGCUCAUUCGAAAGCACCCACAACAUAACAUAAAGAUUGGACUCUAUAGCCUGGGAAAAGAGUCACUGCUGGAGCAGCUGGCCCUGGAGUUUCAGACCUGGGUGGUAUUGAGUCCUCGGCGCCUGGAGUUGGUGCAGCUGCUGGGCUUGGCAGAUGUGUUCACAGUGGAGGAGAAGGCUGGCCGCAUCCAUGCCGUGGACCACAUGGAGAUCUGCCAUUCCGCUAUGCUGCGUUGGAACCAGACCCACCCUACCAUUGCUAUCCUCCCCACCAGCCGGAAAAUCUACCGUUCCCACCCCGAUAUCCACAUCAUCCCUUACUCUGACCAUUCCUCCUACCCUGAGCUCCGUGCCUUUGUCGAAGCACUGAGGCCUUGCCAGGUGGUGCCCAUUGUCAGGCGACAACCCUGUAGGGACUACUUUCAGGACAGCCUGAGCCCCAGGCUCUCUGUGCCUCUGAUUCCAGACUCUGUACAGCAAUACAUGAGUUCCUCCUCUAGAAAUCCAAGUUUUCUCUGGCUGUUGUUAGAAAGGAAGCUAAAGAGACUGAGAACCCAGGGUGUCGUGUUUGAAUCCCUUGAGGAAAAUGCUGAUCACUCUCAAGCUGACAGGGACUCGAAGAAGACCAAGAAUGAGAACCUUUCUGGGGAGCUUGAGAAGCAGCCCUCCCACCAUCCUUUGAAGAUCAAGAAGCAGUCGUUCCCGGACGUCUGCAACAAAGAAUGGGAGGGGGCAGUCCCUUCCUCCGAGUCCCAGAAGAUGGUGACUGUAUUGACUGCCCCCUCGGGUUUUUCAGUGCACUUAAGGUCUACAGAUAAAGAAUUUCCCUCUCCGGAAACUGGGGAGGAAAUCGGUGUAGGGCCCUACUUGGUACCCAGGGGAGACAAUGCGGGCUCAGCAGCCACAGGGAACCAGAGAGCCUGGAUGGGCCAGGAUUCUCCCCAGUCUCACAGCAGCAAGGCUGCUCCUCUUCUGGCCCCUGAGUACAGGGGCCUGGCACUCAAAUACCUUCUGACUCCAGUGAACUUUCUCCAGGCAGGGUUCUCUUCCAGGGGCUUUGACCAGCAAGCGGAAAAAUACCAUCAACUCUUGCUCAAGUACAGACAGGAGAGUAUAGAAUGACAACCUUGUUUUGAUUCAACACUGCACUUUUUUUUUUUUUUUUUAACUCAUCAAGAGUUAUUUUCAAAGUUAGCACUCUUUGUAUUUCUGCCACUAACAAAUGGCAGUGCCACAUCAACACUGCACUUUUGAAGAUAGUGGCUGAUGGCUUAUUUGGGGCCUUACUUUUCUGUGGUACAUGCCCACCCUGUAACAAGACUUCUCAAAGCGUGUUCAUUGGAAUCCUAGUGCCUAUGGAAUCUUUAGUUCUAUAAUUGACUUGUGUUUAAGAAACACUUUACAUUAUAACCCCUUUACAGUAUAUGUGAUCACAUUAAAUGUUCUGGGAAGUCCUGCAUUAAUUUAAUCUUUUUAACUUUGUUUAACCCAGUAUUUCUCCAAACUUUUUUUUUUUUUGGCUGUGUGGCAUACAGGAUCUUAGUUCCCUGAUCAGGGAUCGAACCCGCGCCCCCUACAGUGGAAGCAGAGUCCUAACCACUCUCCAGACUUUUUGAACAUGCAGUCCUCUUGUGUGGCUGCAGAAAGCGAUAAAGAGUCUGAUCAGAAAGGACCAGUUUAUUCCCAUUGUUUUGUGUGUCAUGUGUCAUUCCCCAUGUCCCCUUCUGUCUCUUCCUAGAUAAAAGUCCCUAGGGAGUUCUGUUUUUUAAUUUAGGAACUGUGGUGCAGGAGGAUAAAGUGGCCCAGGCAGCAUGUUCCAAUCCUGAAGGUCACUGAUUUGCUGUGACCCCAUCCAAGUCACUUCCUGUCUCUGCCUCUGGGAGGGAACAGGAAGUGAUGAAGAUCCUUGAAAAACUGGAGAAAAUUUCCACCUCUGCCUCGGUGAGAGUUUGCAGUUAGUGUCCCUGAGGACCUACCUGGAAGAGAGCCAGCUGGGGGACUGGGCACCCCUCACCAAGGCAGUAUCUGGAACCCUGCCAAACACUAGGCUUUGGGCUUAAGUUCUUGAUGCAAAUUGUGCCCAGUGCCCUCCAGAAAGGUUUCCUUACUAUCCUUUCUGCAGAAGAGGAUAGCAUUAAAAUACCUUGAAGACUCAUUAAGUUCAAAUGGUGUCAUUAGAAUGGGAACAUGGGUUCGAGCCCGGGUCCGGGAAGAUCCCACAUGCCGCGGAGGACCCCACGUACCGCGGAGCAACUAAGCCAGUGCGCCACAACUACUGAGCCUGCGCUCUAGAGCCAGCGAGCCAUAACUACUGAGCCCGCAUGCCACAGCUACUGAAGCCCGCACUCCUAGAGCCCGCGCUCCGCAACGAGAAGCCACCGCAAUGAGAAGCCUGCGCACCACGACGAAGAGUAGCCCCCACUCGCCGCACCUAGAGAAAAGCCCGCGCGCAGCAACGAAGACCCAGUGCAGCCAUAAGUAUAAAUAAAUU
Molecule: messenger RNA, 3266 nt
Organism: Balaenoptera ricei (Rice's whale)
Lineage: Eukaryota; Metazoa; Chordata; Mammalia; Artiodactyla; Balaenopteridae
Gene: DCLRE1B
Product: DNA cross-link repair 1B
Exons: 6
Coding region: 278-1897 (539 amino acids)
Biological process (GO): protection from non-homologous end joining at telomere; interstrand cross-link repair; double-strand break repair via nonhomologous end joining
Molecular function (GO): damaged DNA binding; 5'-3' DNA exonuclease activity
Source: RefSeq, a predicted model, not a curated record